UCAACGUAAACAUUUUGUUACGUACACAUCGUGGCAUUGUGGAUUAUUUGUAGCAAAUUUACGAUGUUUAUAUAUGUGAUUAAGAAAAAUAAAUCCUCUGUUUAAUAGAAUGACCAGUACUGAAACAUCAAAAGAAUCUCAGCCGAAAGCUAUGGAACUUAAUUCAGCUUCGCUAUUGAAGUAUAUGAGUCUUGUCUUACUGACGGCUCAGAAUGCUGUGUUUAUCCUGUCGAUGCGAUAUGUGCGGACACGUGAAGGUGACAUGUUCUUCACAACAAGUGCUGUUAUCCUGCAGGAAGCCAUAAAAUGUCUCCUCAGCCUGAUCAUAAUCCUUGUACAGGAGGGGUCAGUAAAGGGGUGGUUACUUCACUUGAAUGACAACAUUCUCCGAAAUCCUCUAGACUGUAUCAAAGUAUCUGUACCAUCACUAAUUUAUACGCUGCAGAACAAUCUCAUUUUCAUUGGUGUUUCCAACCUUGAUGCUGCAGUUUUCCAGGUAACAUACCAAUUGAAGAUAUUAACAACUGCUGUUUUAUCAGUGAUUAUGCUGAAGAAACAGUUGUCUAAAGUACAGUGGGUAGCGCUUGUUAUUUUGUUUGUCGGCGUUUCUACAGUACAGUUACAACCAGAAAACAUCAGCAAGUCAAAAAGUUCAGUCCCGCAGAAUCCAUUUAUUGGACUUGUAGCUGUUAUAACAGCCUGUGUUAUGUCUGGAUUUGCUGGUGUGUAUUUUGAGAAGAUUUUAAAGGGAACGUCGCAGUCAGUUUGGUUGAGAAAUGUGCAGUUAGGAGGUAUUGGGACCGUCGUUGGUUACAUCACCAUGGAGCUUAGUGACGGUGCUGCUGUCAGGGAAAAAGGGUUUUUCAUUGGUUAUGACAAAUGGGUGUGGUUUGUGAUUCUGUUACAAUCGUGCGGAGGUCUGAUCGUAGCGGUUGUAGUGAAAUAUGCAGACAAUAUUCUAAAAGGUUUUGCUACCUCUGCAGCAAUUAUUAUAUCAUGUAUUGGAUCUAUGUUCUUUUUCAACUUUUCUCUUUCAAAAGAAUUUUCUAUAGGGGCCUCAUUGGUUAUAGCAGCAACUUACUUAUAUAGUAAAUAUGUUCCACCAAAGCCAAGUCCUAUUAUUGCCCCUAAUGGGAAAAUUACUCAAACAUAGAAAAAAUCCAUUUUAUAAAACAGAACCCAGAGUGAUAAAACUGAAUUUUGAGACCAGUCUUAGUACUCCAGCAUAUGAUUGGCUGAUUUUAAACACAAAUUUAAAAUUGACCAAUGGCAAUGCAGCAUUCUUGGACUGGUCUCCAAACUCCGUAAUAUAUUGGACCAAAGUCAUUAUAUAUUUUAAACAUUCCAUGUUGUAGUGAAUUAAAUGCACAGAAAUAACAUUCCUAUAUUUUAAGUUUUGGAUCAUUAUUUCUUCCCACCGAUAGUAUCAGUUUGCAUGUUGAUAAAUGCUGCUAAUGUUCAUUUCUGUAAUAGGAGAAGAAAUGCAGAGUAUUUAUUUAUAGUAGAACAUGUUCUUGCGGUUAAGUUGUUUUUGUUUUUUCUGUGUCUUAACAUAUAGUACAUAACAUGUAGUCUAUCUGGAAAUCAUGUGUUUAUAUAAUUAGAAUUUAAAUUUCUACAUUGUUCACAAUUUAAAUACAUUUAAGUACAAAAUGCUGCAAAUUUAAAUAAUUUUUGCUCUAGAAGAUUAUUUAUUAAAAAAAAAUCUGACUGAAGUUUACAAGUUCAAAUCAGUCUAGAGUCAUAUUUGUACAUUGUCUGAGAAUAUCUGAUCCCAAUGAUAUAGAAGUCAUUCACAGUAAUUAAAUACUUCAGUUGAAAUUCGCUUAUCACAAAGUUCCAAAUGUCUGGAAGAAAUUUUCAAAUCCUGCCCAAAAUCGUAUAUGACAAGCUAUGUGUAUGUAUCAGCUUAUCAACUGUCAAAGAAUCCCGAAACUACAAAUGAGAAUCCGAUAUUGCACAAAAGUUUCCAGUUUUCAUUAUGGCUCUGUACAGAUAUUUUGUUCUUGGUGUAAUUAGUUUAGUGUGCAUUGUCAUUUCAUGUAAUGUUUAAAUGUUUAGUAAAAAUUAAUUUAUUUUCAAUGUUUUCAUUGCAUAUUUUUACACAAUAUGUGCAGCCCCAAGGGAUGGUCUUUGUUUUAAACUUAGUUAUAAAUACAUGGCUUCAGGCUUCAUAAAUUGCUCAUAUUUCAUCAUAGAUGUCCUUUUAACUGCAGGCUAUUCUGUCACAUAUCGGCAGUAAUAAAAUAAAAAUAUUUUUUGUCAAAAGUUCUUUUGUUACUGUUUAAUUCAAAGUGUAAAUAAUAUGUGUGAACAAGUUUUAAGUUAAAUUCCACAAAAAAAGUUAUCAGAACUACAUAAGGUCAAGUAAUAGGUAAUCAUUAUAUAUACUAGCAUUGUUUAAUUUACUAACUUGACAUUGUGGUUUUGCCAAGCCUUUACUGUUUGUUACAAUAUACAAUGCAGCAUAGGUUGAUAGACAAAUUUUUACGACUUUUGAUAUAAAUUUUUUUAAGGCUUUUAUUUAAACAGUCCUUACUGUUCUGCCACAGUGUUAAUCCUAUACUUUAUCACUCUGUUCACUGAGAUCACUUAACUCUUGGGGAUGUGGUUGCAGGAGAUGGGUGGGGAACUUUUAAACUUUAUACAUUUAACAAACACAGCUGUGUUUUGCAUACUUGAUAUGUAACACACUAUGCUUAACAGAACCUGUUCGUCUAGUUUACUUUAUUUUAUGGGAAAAGUGAAAGCCAGCCAUACAUCUUUUGAAAGAACAAAGAUCAAACUUACAUACAAAAUUUCUUUUGACACAGUGUGAAUUUAUUAAAUUUCUAUCCAUUUAUUAUUAUAUUAUAAUUAUACCACAUUUAUAUAUCACUCUUUUCAUGCACUUGUACACGUUCAAAAGUGCUUUACAGAAUAAAUUGCAAAAAUACAAACAAAUACGUAUACAAAGAUAAUGCAUUCCACAUUAACAAAAAUCAUGAAUAAAAACAAAUAUAAUUUAAAACAAGAUAAAAACAUAAAUGUAUCGGUCAGUUAACAAAAUAUUGUACAAAGAAGUGGGUUUUGAGCAGGCUUUUGAAAGCAGCUAGCGUGUCAGCUUCCCUGAUCUUGACAGGAAGGGAGUUCCAAAGCUUUGGAGCAGUGCACGAAAAGCUGCGAUUGCCAUACAUCAUGGUUUUAGAUUUUGGCAUAACCAGUGACAGCGUGUCUUGUGAUCUUAGGGUCCUGACAGGUUUAUACACUUCUAGCAUAUCCCUAAUGAUGAAAUCCCAGUCUACAAAUGUGUCUAUACCGGUAACUUUUUUGCAAUUCUCAUUUUUCAAUGCACAAGUUUAUAUAGAUAUUGUAUGGUAUUUUAGAAUUAUUUCAAUUAAAUCUGAUGGGAUGAUUUUAAUGUUUACUAUAGGUAUUGAUAAUCUGUAUUUUACAUCACAUGUUUUCAUGUCAAUCGAGUUCCUUUUAUCCUGACACAUCACUUGUGCUCCCUGUUGUUGAUACUGUAUUCCAGUGUGCAAAAACUGUUCACCUUCUGUGAUUGUGUCACUGUCUGUAUUUCUUUGUUUUUGUUUUUCAAAGUUUAUUGACUGUUAAGAAUGAUCUGUUUAUUGUAGAAUUUUGAUGCUUAGCUCGUAUAUGUUUAAGUUACAUGUUAACUUAUCCUAUAAACCAUGGUUGUAUACCGGUACAUUUUGUUACAACUUCUUAUUACAUAUCAGACAGGCUAAGAGUUGAAUAUGUGUACAAAUACAUGUAGUAGAUUCUCGUACAUGAUAAGAAGUCUUCUUAAAACUUUACUAGAGAAUGUGUGGUUUUGAAUGGGAAAACUACAAAUUACCGGUGCUUUAUGAAACAUUAAAGCGUCAGGAUAGUUUAAGAUUACAGUUUUCUGAAUACACUUACCAUAUAAGCUAGAGAAAUCCUACCUGUGAGCAAAAAUACCCAUCAGUGUAUAAAAUCUUUGUAUUAUGACACAGUCUUUACUUGAAAGACGUUCAUUAAAGUGAUUCUGGCCAUUUUUUUUAAGACUUUAAAAAAUUUGCUCUAGUUGAUUCAGUGGUACGCUUGCCUUACAUGAUCAACAUAUUAAACAUGAACAGACUUUCUAAAGCUUUGCAAUGUUGCUUGAGAUUUCUUUAAUAUACUUUUCUCAUAAAUGUUUGUUUAAUGUUUUGUUGAAGGCUCAAAAGAAUUGCAAUGAUUUUAAUUACGAGACAAAACAACAGCAUUUUUGUAUUUACACAUUUUAUCUUCAUCUGUUGAUUGCCUUAAUAAUACAGAGGUUACAUACUUUAUGAGCAUGCAUAUAUGUAGGGUUUCAUUAUAAUUUCAGUUAAAGCAUGUAAAGUAUCAGAUUUCAGGUCAUUGCAAGCCCAACAGUUGUAAAACCAAAUUCUGAAUUUUUAGACAUGUAGAUCUGCCUGUUUAGCUUUACAUUUUUUAUAUGCCUGAAGGGACGUAUUAUGUUAUGACGCUUGUGUCUGUCCGUCCGUCCAUUAGCAAUUUCAUGUCCGCUCUGUAACUCCUGAACCCCUUUAAGGAUUUCAAAGAAACUUGACACAAAUGUUCACCACACCAAGACGAUGUGCAGAGCGCAUGUUUUGGAUGUCUUGCGUCAAGGUCACACUUGGGAGUCAAAGGUCAUAUCAGUUUGUUUCAUGUCCGCUCUGUAACUCUUGAACUGCUUGAAGGAUUUCAAAGAAACUUGACACAAAUGUUCACCACCCCGAGACGAUGUGCAGACUCGCUUCAAGGUCACACUUAGGGGUCAAAGGUCAUAUAUGACUUUGCUUUUUGUUUAUUGCUCUGCAUUGCAGUGCUCUUGUUUUUAUUUGGCGGAUCCCUCUUUUGUUCACUUAUAAGAAAAAAAAUUUGAAUUACUUCCCUUUUAUGUUACAAUAAAUAGCUUAUUUUGAAACUUUUUUAUUUUUGGCCGUAAGGAAAAACCGAGACCACUUUUCUGUGGUACAACAUGGAUGGUACCUCCAAUUUUAGGUGUAUUUUGACAUGCCUUUAACUGGUAAGGAUUUUUUUGUGGACUUAGAAUUUUUCUAGAAUUUCUUUCCUUUGUUGUUUCUGUCCUUUGGGCUUCACACUCCAAGUUCUUUUUAUUUUGCUCCCAUCCUCUGAUGUUACCCUUCGGGCGUAUAAUGCCACGCUUGGCGGAGAUCUUGUUUGUUAUUAUCAUAAACCAUAUUACUCUUUUGUUAUUUCCCAUGUUAGGUAAUUGUUAUAUAAUAUAUUUGAGAUAGGUUUAGAUAUUUCAUUAACAUAGUAGAACCUAUUACUGAAUCAUUUCUAUUCAUUUCCUCUCUUGAUGUAUUUGACAGACUAUGUUCAUAUGCAACAGUGAAAGUACUGCUUUCCUAACCAUGUAAUUCUGCACAUGCUGCUUUUAUCUGUUUUUAUCAUUAAAUUAAAAGCAUUAUGGAACAGUUUUAACAGUUACUUGAAACAUAUGUUAAACUAUAUGUGUAUAUGAUGAAACUGUAUGUACUGGUUGUAUGUCAUGAGAUGUCACUGUGUGUAUAUAAUGAAUCUACAUGUAUGAUGAAACAAUAUGUAUAUAAUGAAAUUAUGUGCAUAUUGUGACACUAUGUGUAUGAUGAAGCUAUAUGCAUAUGACAACUCUUUGUAUAUGUUGGAACUAUGUGUAUAUGAUGAAACUAUGUGGAUACGAUAUUUAAAUGUUUCACUCUGUAUGUGAAUAAUUACCUGUAAGAAUUCUGUGAUUUUGUUUGUAGUGAUUGUCAGCAGAGAAAGGCUAUGUUUUACAGAAGGCUAAGAGUAUUUGCCAAUAUGCCACAUAUUGCUUGAUCUACUUGUAGAAUAGCUAGUGAUAUAACUAUAUAGUAUAGUACAGUGUGUAUCAGUAUUUGUCACUAUUUUUAAACUACUAAAGUCUGGUUUGGGCCUGUAUGUAGACUAUGCAAAUGUAGUUAUUUAAGGUGUUUAAUAAUUCUUGCCUGAACACAUUUAUAGAAAAAUGUGUAUUUCCAAAUAAUAUUUCAUUAUAGAAAUCCUACUUAUACUUUAUUUACUUUUUGACAACCAGAAAUCCUAAACAUUUACUUACGUGGAAUAUUUAACUUAUCAUUGUACAUUUUUUGUCUGUGAUUUAAAUGUACUUUAUGUUACUGUUAUGUUUUGAAUUUCAGUUCUAUGUGCCUACCAUAAGUAAUUUUCGUUUGAUUACCGUUUCUCCUUAACUGAUUUUAGCAGUCUGGUUGUUAAAGAAACACGGUUGUUAGGGAAACCACUGCUUAUAUGAGCUUACUUUAUGGCUGAAGAAUGCCGAAAUCACAGAAUGAGAAUCUGUUUUGGCAUGGAAAUUGCAGGUCCACUACCUUAGAUAUUUUUCAUUCUGACAGAGACAUACUUUUGCACUUGCUAUAUCAGCGGCCAGGCUAGUUAGAAAAGCUUGGUAGGUCGAACACAUGACUGUAAUUGAAAAUAUUUAGUCCUUCGGCAAUGCAGUUCUUUUAAAGCAGUGUAACUGGUAAACCUGAAAUCAGUGAAUUAUUCAAUCAAUUAAUUCAUUAAUCAUGCAUUAGUAACACACUAAACAUCCUGACAAUUAUAAAUUUGCAAGUGGCACUUGUUAGGCAAUUGUUCCUAGAUAGCUCUGAUCAAGAUUGCAUUAAGGCAACAGGUUUUAUCCACAUAUAAUCCAUAAAAAAUUGUCAUUUUCCAUGCAAAAAGGUGAAAUUCCUCUUUACUUUAGUCAAUAACUAACUGCUCAAUAUGUAAAUAACGUACUAUAUGUUUUCUAUGUACUACUCAAUAUAUAAACUACUUGAAUUAUUUGCGGGGCUGUGUAAAUGUGAAAAUAAGGUAGUGUUCACUGCUAUACCAGUGCCAUACUGGCAGAAUAUUACACUUUGUAUUUGUUACAUAUUUUUAUCACAUCUUUGACGUAGUGGUAGUGAAAUAAAGCCAUUAAAUAAAAUUGAUAAUACACUAGUGUAAUAAAGCUUUGACAUUGACAUCGUUUAUAGUAUAGGAGACUUUUAAAUUAGUCAAAUUGACUUGUUUAUAAUAGUUAAAGAAAGUAGAAUGUUUUAUGUUUCAGCUGGAAAAGCUUACAUGUGAUAAAAAGAAUAUUGCAUUUGUGACUUUCCACAUUAAAUUUAUUAAACUCGUUGAAUAAAAUAGAUAAAAUGCUCAGCAAAGCCUAACAUUUUAUUCAACUUGUUGAAUAAUUUCAAUAUGAAAAGACAUGUAAUAUCUUCUAUGUCCCGUUAUUUUGUAUUGAGCAUUCUGUUCAUUAUAACCGAUUAAAUUCAGGAAAUGUGUUCAUGUAUUUGCAGAAUAUACGAUAUAGUUGCAGUUUUGUCCUCUUUUGCUUCAUAAUCAAUUUCAGACUUGUUUCCUUUAAUAGUUUUGAAAGCCAGUAGUUUGGAAAAAACUUUUACAAAAAAAAUUUGCAUUAUUAUUUUCUAUUUAUCAAAAGGAUAACUUCUAAAAUCUCAGAUAGUGUUUUAGUAAAUAUUUCUUUUAGACUGAACUUUAAACAUUUUUCAGCUACUAACUGUUAGUGAAGUAACCGCCUUUUGAUUUCUUUACAUAAUUUUGUUUAGAUCUCUGUUAUGUUGUAAUGUUCAUAAGUCGCCAGUGCAUUCUGUUAGCAGUAUUAUAAAAAACAUUUAUAUAUAUUACAUUGUAAAUAUUGCAGUCAUUACAAUGUCUCAAGAUAAUCAUAUUUAUUUUUUUAUUUUCAGCUUAUAAUAAAUUAUCACAUUUCCAUCACAUCACAAUUGCAUUGGAUCCUGUCUGUUGGGAUGGGAUCCACUCUAUCUGUCUGGGAUCCAUUCUGUUAGGAUGGGAUCUAGUCCAUCUGCAUUGGAUCCUGUUUGUUGGGGUGGGAUCCAGUCUGUCUGUCUGGGAUCCAUUCUGUUAGGAUGGGAUCUAGUCCAUCUGCAUUGGAUCCUGUUUGUUGAGGUGGGAUCCAGUUUAUCUGUGGUAUCAAUUCUGUUGGGAUAGGAUCCAGUCUAUCUAUAUGGGAUCCAGUCUAUUAGGAUGGGAUCCAGUGUAUCUAUAUGGGAUCCAGUCUAUUAGGAUCUGAAUGGAAUCCAGUCUGUCAACAUGAAAUCCAGUCUAUCAAAAAUACUUUUUUGGGAAAGUCAGUAAAACGCUCGGUCUACCAAUCAACACUAAUUAGCUUUGCUUGAUGCUAUUUAUAGAUUCAGUAACAAGCAAAUUUCAAUAUUGACAGCUGUCUCUCAGUCUAGUUUCAGUGCACAAAUUUGGGGAAUCUGUAAAAUCACAAAAUAAGAUUCUUUGCUAAUAGAUAUCUGUUUCUUUACAAACUCAUGCAAUAGCCCUUCAUUGAUAGAAAAUCAGGUAUUUAUGUAACUAUUUUCAGAAAAAAGGUACUGUUCAUAAAUAACAUUUAAAAAUGAUAUUUGUCUUGUGUUCACAACCAUCACUGUAAAUCUUAACUGCAUACUGGUAUAUGUUUUUACAAUAUAAUAUUUUGUUAUUAUUGAAAUCUUCCAAGAGUUUGAAUAACACACAAGUUUGUAUUACCUUAAAUUAUUUUAAUGAAUGUUGUAUAAUUGUGUUAGAGCAGUGAAAAAUGCUUUCCACUUAUAACUGAAUGUGAUAUUAGUGUUUAGAUAGAUACUAGUAGUUCAGUCAUGUGUGUUUGUUUCUUUAGAAAAUUAACAUAAUGCAGUCUGUCAUUUAUAGAUAAACUAGCUUUGUUUUAUCUAGAGAUUUAGAAUAAUCCAUCAUUUUAGGGGCAUUUGACUCCAUGUAUGGCUUCUAUUUACAUGUCAGACUCUUUGUUUCAUGAUUUUGGUGUUUUCUUUUGUUAACUAAUGUGUAGUAAGAAAAUAAGGGAUUUUAAUAUGUAGCACAGAGGGAAUUUAAUAAAUUAUACAGUGGUACCGAA
This is a messenger RNA of Mercenaria mercenaria, 8899 nucleotides long. RefSeq names its product UDP-galactose translocator-like. Gene Ontology annotation, biological process: pyrimidine nucleotide-sugar transmembrane transport. The record is from RefSeq and is a predicted model, not a curated record. The coding region runs from base 110 to 1153 and encodes 347 amino acids. Gene Ontology annotation, molecular function: UDP-galactose transmembrane transporter activity. Gene Ontology annotation, cellular component: Golgi membrane. The transcript is spliced from 4 exons. Lineage: Eukaryota; Metazoa; Mollusca; Bivalvia; Venerida; Veneridae.